Molecule: messenger RNA, 3846 nt
Organism: Dicentrarchus labrax (European seabass)
Lineage: Eukaryota; Metazoa; Chordata; Actinopteri; Moronidae
Product: gamma-aminobutyric acid receptor subunit rho-1
Exons: 10
Coding region: 598-2031 (477 amino acids)
Biological process (GO): chemical synaptic transmission; signal transduction; regulation of membrane potential
Cellular component (GO): membrane; synapse; GABA-A receptor complex
Molecular function (GO): neurotransmitter receptor activity; GABA-A receptor activity; extracellular ligand-gated monoatomic ion channel activity
Source: RefSeq, a predicted model, not a curated record
UCUGUGUUUACAUUAGGUAAAACUAAACUCUUGCAAACAACCAACAAGCAGAAGAAAAAAAUGCAGAUUUAAGCUUGACAUUUUUUUUGACAAAUAAGACUGCAGCAUCAGAAGGAGCUGAGACACCUUUUGUAUCAGACUCAGAGCUUCCACUCAGCCUUUGUGAGUCUGUAUCUCUAAACCGUUGACCUUACAAAUGAGCACGCUGCAUCAUUGUGAGAAUUGGUGUUUCUGGGCGGUGCAAAGUGGAGUAGAGCACAUCAGAGUGCAGGAUAUCUGAGCACAGCAGAGCACAGAGAGGCAGGCACAUCCGCCGCUGGAGGGAUCAAAUCUGUACCAUCUGACGCUCAAGGAUUUAUGGGUUUAGUCAAAAUUGCUUUUCCCACUGUGGAGAUUAAGCACCGUAGGAUGUUUUCCACUCAGGCCGUAGAAUAGCCCAGUGUAGCUGCUGCUGCUGCUGCUGCUGCUGUUUUUCCUCCCUCUUAUCGGCUCCGGCACUGGAGAAAGGAAUGUCUCAGGAAGGCAGAGUGCUACAAACCCUGGAGGGGAGCAGAUUCUGACUGACAGGAGAGGUCCGUCCUCUGGGGAAUGUGAACCAUGCAGGUGGAUGCUGUUCUUGUGCUCUUCUGUGUUUGGCUUGCGGGUACAGCUGGGAAGAUGGCCCAGUCGAGGGGUCACAAGCUGGAGACCUACAAACAGAGCAGGUUGCGAAGAGAGACCAGAAUGGAGGGGGGUGGAGGUCACAAAUCCGGAGGCCCAAUUUACAAACGAAGUCCAGACAUGACAAAAUCUCCGAUGACAAAAUCUGAGCAGCUCCUGAGAAUAGACGACCACGAUUUCACCAUGAGGCCAGCGUUUGGAGGCCCUCCGAUUCCUGUUGGAGUAGAUGUUCAGGUUGAAAGUCUGGACACCAUCUCCGAAGUGGAUAUGGACUUUACAAUGACACUGUACCUGCGUCACUACUGGAAGGAUGAGCGGCUGUCGUUCCCGAGCACCAACAACCAGAGCAUGACCUUUGACAGCCGCCUGGUGAAGAAGAUCUGGGUUCCUGACAUGUUCUUUGUUCACUCCAAGCGCUCUUUUAUCCACGACACCACAACUGAUAAUGUCAUGUUGAGGGUUUACCCCGACGGCAACGUCCUUUACAGUCUCAGAGUCACUGUUACUGCCAUGUGUAACAUGGACCUCAGCCGCUUCCCUCUGGACACCCAAACCUGCUCGCUGGAGAUUGAGAGUUAUGCGUACACAGAUGACGACCUGAUGUUAUACUGGAAGAAAGGCAACGAAUCCCUGAACACAGACGACAGAAUUUCUCUGUCCCAGUUCCUCAUCCAGAAAUUUCACACAACCACCAAGCUGGCUUUCUACAGCAGCACAGGCUGGUACAAUCGUUUGUACAUCCACUUCACCCUGCGGCGCCACAUUUUCUUCUUCCUGCUGCAGACCUAUUUCCCCGCUACUCUGAUGGUCAUGUUAUCAUGGGUGUCCUUCUGGAUUGACCGCAGGGCCGUCCCCGCCAGGGUGCCACUAGGCAUCACCACAGUGUUGACCAUGUCCACCAUCAUCACCGGGGUCAACGCCUCCAUGCCGCGGGUCUCCUACAUCAAGGCAGUGGACAUUUACCUCUGGGUCAGUUUUGUUUUUGUCUUCCUAUCGGUGAUAGAGUACGCGGCGGUCAACUACCUCUCCACCGUACAGGAGAGGAAAGAGAGGAAACUGAGGGAGAGACUGCCGUGUACAUGUGGCAUUGGCAACCCUGAUGAGAUGAUGAUUGACCCCCAGAUCACUGGCUAUGGGUCUAUGGAUAUCAACACCACAGGGAAUUAUGGAAUGCCAGAGAAUGGGGGCCGCCAGGAGCGAAUGUUGGCCCAGGUGGCACUGAAUGACCCGCAGAUCGCAAGCCAGGUGAAGCCAUCCAGAGGCUACGUGAACAUUUGGAUAGACACCCACGCCAUAGACAAGUACUCGCGGGUUGUAUUUCCCGGAGCGUACAUCCUCUUUAACAUCAUCUACUGGUCCAUCUACUCAUAACCCGGGAUGCAGAAGUAGAUCCUCUGUGGGAGUCCAAGAUGAGACUCCAGGAGCUUGGUUCAUUUGUGACAGAGCAGGAAAAUAACAUUGCAUUUGAUGCUUUUCAGACACCGAAACUGCUCAUAAGAUGCAUGGGGACCAUUGACAGAUUGGUGACCAUUGCCUUCUUGACCCAGCCACUUAAAACUGAAGAGUUUAAUGACAAACGGACAGUCUUCGUCGCUGGUUUUGUCACUCAAUCAAGUCUAUGUGGUUUGUUGUAACUGUAGUGCUGUUGAUGAAGACGUUUGGAUGUUGUUGUCGCCCCGAGGACUUAUUGCUCAGAGAAAUGCACAAACAUGGACCGGUGUAAUUGUGCAGUUUAACUCAGCUACAUUUCAGUUCUCGAUGCAGUGACUCUUUGGCCACAUUUUCAAAACUGAAAAUGUGAACUGAAAACGGAUUUCUGACAUUUCCAGCAUAUGGACAAAUUCCUUCUCCUUUGCUUAUGAACUAGAGUUGACAAUCAAUGACAAACAAAAAAUAUUUCAAGGAAUAGUUCUGCCUAUUUGCUUUCUGGUGGAAAGUUAAAUGAGAAAAUUGAUGCCACUCUUAAAUCUCCCUGUUAAAUAUAGAGCUACAGUCAGCAGCCAGUUAUCUUAGCUUAGCAAAUUUUUUUGUUUUUAGGCUUUGUACGGAUUAAACAAACAAGAUAUAACAUGUUAAUUAGCGAGCUUUAGAGGUGCUGUUGCCAGAUGCUAUUACCUUCAUACAGAGCAGAUUAACUGUUUCAAGUCCUUGUGCUAAGCUAAGCUAACUUUCUCCUAGCUGUAUAUGGCUGUAUGUGAUGGACAGAGCUUCUGGGUCUAUGAAGAGACAACGUGUGUUUUAAAGCUACAUUCUACGUAAAGGCCAGCAGGGGGCAGCUCCAUUGGCUGCAAUAAAACACAGUAGAUACCAUGCAGUCUUAUGGAGAAAUUACCUGACUUCGCUCUUCACUUAAGCUCAGUAAACGGUUUUUCUAAUGAGUUUAUGGUCUCAGUCUCUAGUUUCAGAUCUUCUUCCAUAUAUGAUGUUAAUUUUGUAAAUUAUGGUCCAGUUUAGAGUAAAACAGACAAUAAAUCAGGGAAUGCUUUAAGACGUGGCUAACUUGUCUCAUUCUCAGUCCGUCCAGUGCACUGCAUGAAACUCAGAUCAGACUGUCACUUGGUACAGACAUGAGAGUGGUAUCAAUGUUCUCAUUUAAAUCUUAGUAAGAAAGCGAAGUAUCAUGUCCAAAAAUGUGGAACUGUUCCUUUAAAAACUUGAUAAUCAAAGUUAAAUUGUUUAUUUUUUGUUUUUUUGCAGCACGUUAAUAUGAUUCAGUCUGUUACAUUUUCUUGUGAUCUUUGUAUCAAUGCCAUUAUUUUGCUGUUCAAGCUAAUUACUGCAAUGCAUUUGUGUGAUUUCACAAAGUUGAGUAAAAAGGCAAAACAAAGCAAUCUGUUAAAAACACAAAUGUAAAAAUAUAUGUUUAGUAAAUCCCAAACACUGAUUAUGGUAUUGACUUUUUUUUAAAUGUUCUUAUUUCUUCUUUUUAUAAUACAACUGAAGCUCAUCUCCUCUGUUUGGUGUUGUGAGGCUUUGAGGUUCACUGUGACCUGUUAGUUGCUAGUUUAUCGUCUUUUUUCAGCUUAAAAACAACUUUAUACAUUAUUAGGCAAAAGAUAUAUUAAAAAUAUCUUUUGGUGGUUUAUGACAAUUCAAUGACCAAACAUACAGACAUUAAAUGAAACUCUGGAAAAAAAUGUUAUAUAUGGGAAAAUGUUUAAUAAAUGUUUUGUUUUCUGAAAAUGA